This is a messenger RNA of Ectocarpus sp. CCAP 1310/34, 1781 nucleotides long. The record is from the annotation of a GenBank genome assembly. Lineage: Eukaryota; Phaeophyceae; Ectocarpales; Ectocarpaceae.
UCUCUCCCUGGUUUUCCGGUGUCGCACAGGGGAUAGUUCUGCUGGGCUUCACUAAACAAAGCAGCUACACCAUCAGCAAAUGAAAGAGAGCUAACUCAGGAGAGGCUAGGUUGGAGUCGCCGCCCAGCCCACACCGUCAAUUCGUCAUCGGGCACCAGGCGAAGCGUAACCUGCUCGCUGUUUUGCCUGCCUCCGCCACGGCGGGACGCCGAGGGGGGGCUGUUGGGUUCAUCGCCCACAUGGAAGGCAGGGGGCGCGGCAAUAGCAGGGGCGCCGCGACGAGAGCAACAAGCAGAGGCGCGAGAGCAGGGGCACGAGGGAGAGGGGGAGGGACGCGGGGGGAAAGAGGGGAUAGAAGUGGGAAAGGAAAACGGCCGGCUUGGUCACCGUCGGGGCAGGUAUCGUCAUCCUUUCCGUCAGCGAGCGGCGGCAGCGGCGAUGGAGGAGUAGGAGGUGGUGGAGCAGGCGGCGGCGCCGGCGCCGGCGACUCGUACGACACGCUCGGCAAGCUGGUGUCGAAAGCGACCAAGCCAACUCGCGAGACGGGGUAUAAGCGCCUCGACGAGGACACGGUGCGGCGCAUUAAGGGCAUCGCUAGGAAGGAUGAAGACUGCGCUACCGGCGCGAUCCGCUACCUCAUGCAGAGGAUGGCGGCCAAGUCUGCCGAGGCGCGGUUCAUGGCCCUGUCCAUCGUGGGGCUGCUGUUUCAGCGUUCGACGGUGGUCCGUAAAGUCAUAGUCGCCGAUCUCAAGAACUUCAUGAACCUAGCGGUUGGCCACGACGCGCGGCACCCGCUCCCCGGCCCGCCCGCCGCCGCGGUGGCCCUGCGCGAGAAGGCUCUGGCGCUCAUGGAGGAGUGGAACGAGUCCCACGGCGACCUGUACAAGGGCCUUCGCGCGGCCUACCGGUUUCUGAGGGAGGGCAAGCGGAUGAAGUUCCCGGAGCUGCAGGCGCGGGCGGCGAGGGCGCGAGAAGCCGCCGCCCGACGGGAUAAACACGCGCGGCGUCUGCUGCAGGCCAAGUAUUUGCAGGCGAAGGCCGAGAUCACGGAGCAGGCAUCCGAGAUACAGACGAUAGUGCGAGAGAUGGAAGAGUGUAUCGCCAUCCUCGUUCCAGCCGUUCCGGGAACCGACGCCGUUUCCACAGACCAGGGCAACGGUGACAAGCCCCGGGGUCACCGUUUGCUUCCGGAAGGCGGUGGUCGUGGGAGCGACGGCGGUGGCGGUAGCGGAGACGAGGGUGGGCGUAGCGACGGCGGUGCAGGUGGCGUUGGCCCACGAAAUAGCGACGGACGGCCAACUACUGCCAGCAAGUGCGAGGGAACGGAGGAGGAGGAGAGAAAGAAACAAGAAAGUAGCGAGGAGGGUGAAGGGAAGACCAAGCAACACGACCGAACGGCUUCCGGGGAAAGCGGACGGGAGGACCCCAGUGUCCAGCUGGAACGAGGGGAGAACGAGCGUGGGGGGGAGGCAAGGGCAAACACACAGGCGAGAGAUUCUGCUGCUGCUACCACAGCUGACAGUGACGACGACGAGGGAAUGGAGUGGGUGGACGGGGGCGGUGACAACGACAUCGGUGGUGACAACCGCUCGAAGGCAGAGGAGGAAGAGGGGGGGGAGGACGAAGAGGGGGACGAGGAAGCAGUGAGGAACAGGAAGCGAAGGUGGAGCGGAGGCGCCGGGGACGACGGCGAGCUCCGGACGAUCGCCGAUACGGUGGAAGCGGCCGGGUUGGGCAGCAGAGGUUACGAGCUUCAAGUCGAAGUGGCCAUGAUGGGGUGA